Effrenium voratum is the source of this 1319-nucleotide messenger RNA. Lineage: Eukaryota; Dinophyceae; Suessiales; Symbiodiniaceae. The record is from the annotation of a GenBank genome assembly.
AAACAGCGGCACUUCCUCUUGCCCCUCUUGCCAUGUUGCUGCCCACAAGUGGAUGAUGGGUGAGAUUGCCAAGAGUACGUGUGUUGUUUCCAGCCUGCUUGCCUUCGUGCUGGGGAUUCUGGUGUGCCAGAACCAGUCUCGGGGCCUGGCGUGGGUGGCGGAGCUCCAGAAGAUCCGCGCCGACGGCACGGUCACUCUCGCGCCGUCCUCCCCAGCCCUCGUCGCCUCCGAGCCAUCCCCGCCUUCGGCGCCGCCGCCAUCGGCGUCGGCGCCUCCGGCGUCCCCGGUGGCGCCUCUGGCGCCGCGGGGCGUGAAGAGCCGAUGCUUGGACGACAGGUGCAGCCAAGUGUCUCCACGCUGCCGAUCUGAUGUCUUCCGGUCCCGGGACUACCGUUGUCCUUCCGACGACUGGGUGAAGAAGAUGGCAGAAGUGGACCCCAAUCCCGACAAGGUCAUCAUGAAUGUCGGGUGCAACAAGGGCCACGACUCCAUCGCCUGGCUGCAGAUGUUCGACCAAGAGCCCACCUGGGAUCUCAAAAAAUGGGCACGCUCUGUGCCGAACGGCCCCUGCAAGGUCGACUCAGACCUGCCAAGACCCCCGAGCUUUUCCUCGUCCAAGGGCCCAGUGGCGGUGUGUGUGGAAGCUGCGCCCCAGAACGUGAAGCUGCUGAAGAAGGUGCAGAAGAAGUUCGGCUACGAGCCGUCGGCUUCGGGGGGCUUCCACGUGGUGCACGCCGCGGUGAUGGACGUCGCCCGGCCCGGCAGCACCGUGAGCUUCCCUGAUGCGCCAGCAGGCCAGGAGCGAGCCGGGCUGUCAUACCGCGACAAGAGCUGGAAGAUGACAACUGUCCCAGCAGAGACUGUGGACACGCUGGCGCUGAAGUUCAAGUUUCCCAAAGUGGACGUUCUCAUCAUUGACACGGAGGGCGCAGAUCCGGCUGUCCUGGACGGUGCCAAGGAGACGCUGAAAACGGUGCGGUACCUGCUCUUCGAGGUUCACCGCGACCUUAAGGGCUCCCACUGGUCGAAGCGCACCCUUCUCUCGGUGGUGCAGAUGCUGGACAGCCGAGGUUUCGACUGCUGGUGGGCCGGGGUGCACGGGGAGACGGCCAGCGUCACCCAAUGCUACGAGCCCAGGUUCGAGCAGAUCCUAUGGAGUAAUGUCGUGUGCGUGAAGCGUGACGACGUGUGGUGGCACGUCCUGGAGUCCAGAGAUCCAAAUGCCAAAGGAUGACUUCCUGGCCAGACUCGCUGGUGAGUUGCUGGCGACAAAAUUCCCAGUUACUCUUGCUGGUCAGCAGGGAAUGAGGGAUUGACAC